Molecule: messenger RNA, 1386 nt
Organism: Penicillium maclennaniae
Lineage: Eukaryota; Fungi; Ascomycota; Eurotiomycetes; Eurotiales; Aspergillaceae
Product: bZIP transcription factor
Exons: 5
Coding region: 1-1386 (461 amino acids)
Source: RefSeq, a predicted model, not a curated record
AUGUCGGACUCAGAGGCCAACGCGCGCAAUGCCCGAACCCGCCGGAAGCCCCGGACCGUGUCAUCGCUGACCGCGCAGCAGAUCGAGCAUAAGCGGGACUUGGAUCGGAAAGCCCAACGUGCGCUACGACAACGACUCAAGUCGCGCAUGCAGGAUCUCGAAGAAGAUUUGAUCCGCACGAAGACAUCCUUGUCGGACCAGGGCCGCAGUUUGAUGGACGAAGUCCAAUCGCUGCGGGAAGAGAACCGACGUCUUCGAUCGUGUCUGGACAGCAUCGCGCAAUUUGCGCUUGAUGGCGUCCCGGAGGAAAAUAACGCAGGGCAUGACACUCCUAGGCCUGAUUCAGUCCCCAUCGCCGAUGAUGAACCGAUCAGCGACACACCCCAGAACCCCGAGAGUCCCGCUCCCCCGAGCAAUCUCUUGACCCCGGGGAAUCGGCAAUUUCACACUGAGACAACCAACGCGUCCGCUACGAUGCGGGAGUUUGCCCGGUACACUCCCUAUGAGCAGCACCACAGACACCCAGCAGGCCCUUCCUAUGGAUGCAAUGAGGCUGCUAUGCCGGCAGGGAUAGGACCGCCCUCGGCAGAGGCAGGCGACUUAGCUGAUCCCCGCGUCAGCCAACCAACGGAAGGCAAUUACUCCGUUAGCCUAUCUCAGAGAUUGCAUGAUUCUUUCAUGGCCCGUACCGCACCAUCCUCCGUUACGGUCAAUACGAUCUUGCAACCUUCUACGUCGAGCGGCAUUGCAUCCGUGCUGCCUAAACAUCUACCCGCCACGUGUCCCUUGGACCAGAUUCUGCUAGACUUUAUCGCUUCCAGACGGACUUUAGUAGCCAAAGGGGUUGCUGUGAACGAGGCCGUGGGUCCGUCCCAGUUAUGCUUGCAGAAAAUCUUAUAUCCCCAGGCUGCGGCUGGAUCGCACGCUAUCAGCCAAGUUCUGGCCGAACUGCUCUCCAUAUUCCCAGAUGUCGCGCUUCCGGAGAAACUGGGCUUCAUGUUCGUGAUGUUUCAAACAAUAAAAUGGCAAAUACUUCCGACUGAUGCAAAUUAUGAAGAUAUACCGCGUUGGCUUCGUCCGACCGCUCUUCAAAUUACAGUCCCACAUGCGGCAUGGAUUGACAACAUUCCCUGGCCGCGCGUACGUGACAUUCUCAUUGAGAAGCCGGAAGAGUAUCCUUUCACUGUCUUUUCGAAACUGUAUUCGAACUACGUGAGAGUGAACUGGCCAUACGAUCCCAUGGAUGCAGCCUCUCCUCGAGGCGAUGUUAUCGUGCUCAACCCCAUAUUUGAGAAGCAUGUGCGGAGGUCAGAUAAUUGGACAGUCUCCGGUCAGUUCAAGGAAUACUUGCCUGAGAUGGCUGCGGCAAUCCGCGGGGUUGAUUGA